GCCGUGACACUAGCCUUUUCCGUAUUUUUACAUGUAACAAAAACCUGCGUCAUGGUCUUGCCAACCGCCUAAGCAAAAUCAGUUCGCUUUAUUUUAUUUUUUUUCCAAAUUUCUUUUAUUUGCAAAAUAUUCACAAAAUAAAAUUUUAUUUUCCGUGGAAAUUUUGUUCAUAGUAUCUGAUUCUGCGGGAAAGUUUUGGCUACCAGGUAUCACCGCCUUCAACGAUUUCUCCACCUGCCCAGCAGAUGGUAGACCUAUGUUGUCCACUGUUAUAGAAGAUCAAUUGAACACUGUUGAAAAGUGAUUGAAAGCAAGCAUUUGGGAGCAUAGAAUUUGCUUCAGUGACAUUAUUAAUAUUUUCCUGAAGUAGCACUUCUCCUUUUAUCAAGCCGGCUAUACAUAUUGACUUGUUAAAUAGCAUCGUUGUAUGGUCCUGCUCCAUGGGAUGGAGGGGAGCUUUUUGUUCUUUGUUUUUCGUUUUCACUCUGGUAGAAUCCACAAGUAGUUCAGGGAAACUUUGGACAUUAAAUCUGGGUGCAGAUUCUCUUGCAAAUAUAGGCUGGCCAAUCUUCAGUGCUAGCAUAUUCGUGCUUGUUGCUCUUGCCCUGUCCACAUACCUUAUCUUUCAGCAUUUAGCUGCUUACAAUCAGCCUGAGGAGCAAAAGUUUCUUAUUGGACUCAUUCUGAUGGUUCCUGUCUAUUCUCUCGAAUCGUUUUUAUCGUUGUUGGAUUCAAGUGCUGCGUUCAACUGUGAAGCAAUUAGGGACUGCUAUGAAGCUUUUGCAAUGUAUUGCUUUGAGAGAUAUCUGAUAGCCUGCUUAGGUGGUGAGGAAAAUACGAUUCAGUUCAUGGAAAGUAAGACCCUAAUCACUUCUAGUAUACCUCUUUUGGAGGAGUCGUAUGCAUAUGGAGUUGUAGAGCAUCCCUUUCCACUGAAUUGCUUUCUGAGGGAUUGGCAACUUGGUCCUGACUUCUAUCAUGCUGUGAAAGUGGGCAUUGUGCAAUAUAUGAUAUUAAAGUUGAUCUGUGCACUCUUAGCAAUGGUUCUUGAGGCUUUUAGGGUUUAUGGAGAAGGCAAAUUUGAGUGGAGAUAUGGCUAUCCGUACUUGGCAGUUGUUCUUAAUUUCAGCCAAAGCUGGGCCCUGUAUUGCCUUGUGCAGUUUUAUUCUGUCAUUAAAGACAAGUUAGCACCUAUUAAACCACUGGCCAAGUUUCUGACAUUCAAAUCAAUUGUUUUCCUGACAUGGUGGCAAGGUGUUGCUGUUGCAUUUCUUUUCUCCAUGGGAGCCUUCAGAGGAUCUUUAGCUCAGGAGCUGAGAACACGUAUACAAGACUACAUCAUCUGUAUAGAGAUGGGUAUUGCAGCUGUAGUGCAUCUUCAUGUCUUCCCUGCUGUCCCGUACAAGCGUGGAGAGAGAUGCGUUCGUAAUGUAGCUGUGAUGACUGACUAUGCAUCUAUAGGAUCACCUCCGGACCCAGAAGAGGUCCAAGAUUGUGAAAGAUACAGCAGGUUACACCUAGCUUGGCAUGAUGAUAGAGAAAAGCGAUUGAAUUUGCCCGAGAGUGUUUGUGACGUCGUCCUUGGUAGUGGUGAAAUUAUUGUUGAUGACAUGAAGUAUACAGUUUCACAUGUUGUGGAGCCAGUUGAAAGGGGAAUUGCGAAAAUAAAUAGGACCUUCCAUCAGAUUUCUGAAAAUGUGAAACGCCAUGAGGAGGAGCGAAAGAGGAGCUCUAAGGAUGACAAUCAUCUUGUCCCCUUGAAUUCGUGGACGAAGGAAUUUUCUGAAGCUCAUGAUAACCUCCUGGAAGGCAGUGUCAGUGACAGUGGUCUGUCUAAUAGCAAGAGACCCCCCUAUCAAUCUAAAGCCACUGCAUCAAGGGCACGUACUGAUAGAUUACGUAAGGUGAUGCAAUAUAUGAAGGUGGGGUAACAAAUCAAAUGGCAUUUUUGAAUUCAUCAUCGCCUUGAGCAAACAUCAAUGAGUCCUAGUAAAAUCCACAUUUCUUGGUUCUCUUUACUUGUACUUUCACACAUGAUGUUUUGUUUCAAGGGUGGUGAACUCAGUGACACUAGACCUUGAAUUCUAACUGAACUUGUACAGAGAAUAUACUACAGAGACUAUCAACCAUGUAUGCUCAUUUAAAUUUUGCUGCAGAGUUAAAAAGAAAAAGAAAAAGAAAAAGAAAAAGAAAAAGGGACACUCCCACUGUAAAUUGAAAAAUGGUACGGAUGAUGGUUUCGUUAGCCCUUUAUGUGCAAGUAACGUGAACAGGGUCUCUGCCCUCUUUGUUGUGCAAUUAUGACUACAUUUGUUGCUGAAUGUUUUAGAAGAUGAAUACCCAAUUUGUGUUUUGUUA
Hevea brasiliensis (rubber tree) is the source of this 2358-nucleotide messenger RNA. RefSeq names its product protein LAZ1 homolog 1. Gene Ontology annotation, biological process: transport. Gene Ontology annotation, molecular function: transporter activity. The record is from RefSeq and is a predicted model, not a curated record. The transcript has 9 exons. NCBI's taxonomy places the organism in Eukaryota, Viridiplantae, Streptophyta, Magnoliopsida, Malpighiales, Euphorbiaceae. Bases 441 to 1931 code for a protein of 496 amino acids.